AUGGAUUACAUCCCACCAAAGGUCAAGCUCAGUGAUGACACCUUCAUCUUCCUAGAUGGCAAGUGGGUGAACGAAAGCUACAUUCAAUCAGCGUUCCCUUCCUCUGCGGAAUCCCACAAGAAGCACUCCAAUAAGGUGUACAACGACUGGUCCCUCUGGGAGGAGAACAAGGCCCUCUGGGAGGAGAACAAGGCUCUCCGAGUGGAAAACCGGGCUCUUCGGGAAGAGAACAAAGCCCUGCAGUGCUUAAGGAUGGAGAACAAAGGCAUCCAGGUGAUCUAUGAUGAGAGCCUCCAGCAGGUCCUCCAGCACCAGAAGAAGCCCUUGGUGGCUCUUCCAGUCAUGGGUGGACUCCAGGAUGGUAUAGAAAACAAACUCCAUCCAGUUAUCCAAGAAGAGAGCAAAGCCCUCCAGCUCCUUCGGGAAAAUAAUGUGGUUUUGAAGGUCUUCCCCGAGGAAAAGAAACCUCCUGCAGCCCCACAGAAGGAAAAGCCGUCCACUCAGUUGUUAGCAAAGGAGGACGUCCCCUCCCAGGACACCAGCCAGACGAUAGUCCAGGAAACUCAAAACAGACCGGCACUGACCGAAGCAGCACAAGCUGCCCAAGAAAGCCAAGAGGAGGUCGGUGCAGUGCAAGUGCACGGAAAAAGCAAAACCUCUUUAUUGCCAUUAGACGAUAAUGAGGCACUUGAUGCUCUCCAGAAAGUGAACCAAACUGUACUCUUUCUCCUAAGAGAAAAACGUGUGGCUAUGGAACAGAAGCUGGACCUCCUGACUAUUCAAGGAGGAAACAAGAUGCUUCAAGAGGAGAACAACAAACUGAAGUUCCAGCAAAAUGCCAUCAAAGGUGCCAUCAGUAAGAUUAUUGCUCAGAUGGGUGUCCUGCAAGAGGAACUGAACUCUUUUACUUCCACCUAA
Varanus komodoensis (Komodo dragon) is the source of this 918-nucleotide messenger RNA. It is a transcript of the gene CBY2, whose product is annotated as chibby family member 2. The record is from RefSeq and is a predicted model, not a curated record. The coding region runs from base 1 to 918 and encodes 305 amino acids. Lineage: Eukaryota; Metazoa; Chordata; Lepidosauria; Squamata; Varanidae. The transcript has a single exon.